UGGCCCCUUUCGUCCACAUUUUCUUGGAGUGGAAUUGCUAGGUCAUAUAAGUUUAUGAUUAACUUUUAAAGAAACUGACAAACUUUUCCAAAGUAACUGUACUAUUUUAAAUUCCCAUCUUUAAUGUAUGAGGAUUCCAGUUUCUCCACAUCUUCGCCAACAUUUGGUAUUAUCUGUAUUUUUUAUUAUAACUAUUCUUUGUGUGUAUGUGCAUAAUGGUAUCUCAUGGUUUUAAUUUGUAUUUCCCUAAUGGUUAAUGAUGUUGAGCAUCUUUUUGUGUGCUUCUUAGCUAUUCGUGUAUCUUUUCUGGUAAGAUAUGUUUUUUUUUUUUUUUUUCUGCCUGCUUUAAAAUGCUUCAAGUAAGUCUUUUUAUUAUUGAGCUUUGAGAGUUACAUGUUGUGGAUACAAGUCCAUUAUGAAAUAUAUGGUUUGCAAACUAUUUUUUACCACGUUGUGGUUGUAUUUUCUUUCUUUUUAAAAACGUAUUUUGAUUGAUUUCGGAGAGGGAGAGAGAGAGAAACAUCAAUGAUGUGAGAGAAUCAUUGAUCAGCUGCCUCCUGCACACCCCACACUGGGGAUGGAGCCCACAACCCAGGCAUGUGUCCUUGACCAGAAUGGGAUCAUGACCUUCUGGUUUAUAGAUAGAAGCUCAACCACUGAGCCACGUGGGCCGGGCUGUGGUUGAAUUUUCUUGACGGUGUCUUUGUAGCAUAAGCGUUUUUCAUUUUAAUGAAGUCCAACCUACCCGUUUUGAGUUGAUUUUAUGUGAGCUAAUGGUCGCAGUUGUUUUUUGUUUGUUGCACCCUGAUAUCCAAGUCUCCUGGCUCCAUUUGCUGAAAGGAUUGGGCAGGUACUAUACCUGUGAGCAGCAGUGCAGGCUGCACAAACAGGGCCAGGGCGCGCUGCCAGCAGGCAGACUGCAGGCGGUCGAGCCGACUGUGGUGAGAGUGUUGAUGCUCCGUGGUGAACAGAAAAAGGAUGGCCCGAUUUCCCAGGGCCUUGAUCUCCUGUCGGUUCCUUUUGGAGACACUUGCUUCCGGGCCGAACUUUUCUAGCUUCUCUCGGCGGUACUACAAUUCCCAGAAUGCAUCGCACGGCCUGCCCUCCGCGGAGGGCGGGGGAACCAUAGACCUGGAAGUGUGGCUGCGAGGGAGGCGGCUCUGUUUUCAAUAUCGAUUUCUUAAGGCCUGGGCGCGGGAGUCCAGCUGGUGGAACGGCGAGCGGUAGAACUCCGCUCUGAGACACGCCUCUGGCUCCCGGCCCGCCUCUGCCUUCCUCACUGGCGUGUCCGGAUCGUUUGUUUUUCGAGUUUCCCGCGGGGGAGUGUGCCUCGGAGACAACCAACAGCAGCUGAGAGUCUUGCGGGCCCGGCCAACUGGAGGCGAGGGUGAGAGCCGGCGGGGCCGCGAGGAGCGUGCACGGCCCGCCCCCUCGGGUGGGGGCUUCGGUGGGGACAGGCUUACCCUUUCGCAGCCCUUUCCAGGUCUCCGGGCUCAGCCAUGUCCCAUCAGACCCCUCUGGGCUCCUCAGUGCCACAAGCCAGCUGCCUGGACCUGUGGAGGGAAAAGAAUGACCAGCUAGUUCGACAGGCCAAGGUGGCUCAGGACUUGGGUCUGUCUCCGAGGCGACAGCAGUUGGCUCAAGAUGCGCUGGAAGGGCUCAGAGGACUCCUCCAUAGUCUGCAGGGACUCCCUGCAGCUGUUCUUGUUCUCCCCUUGGAAUUGACGGUCAUCUGCAACUUCAUUACCCUGAGGGCAAGCCUGGCCCAGGGUUUCACUGAGGACCAGGCACAGGAUAUCCAAAGGGGCCUAGAGAGAGUGCUGGAGACCCAGAAACAGGUGGGGCCCAGGCUAGAAUGUGGGCUCAGGGGCCUGUGGAACUCCAUCCUCCAUGCUUCCUCCCUUCUGCCGGAGCUGCUCCCUGCCCUUCACCACCUGGCUGGCCUGCAGGCUGCCCUUUGGCUGAGCACUGACCAUCUUGGGGACCUGACCUUGCUGCUGCAGACCCUGAAUGGCAGCCAGAAUGGGUCCUCUGAGGAUCUGCUGCUCCAUCUAAAAACUUGGAGCCCCCCAGCUAAGGAAUCAGAUGACCCAUUGACCCUGCAGGAUGCCCAAGGCUUGAGGGAUGUCCUUCUGACAGCAUUUGCCUAUCGCCAAGGCCUCCAGGAGCUGAUCGUAGGAAACCUGCCCAGGGCACUGAGCAGCCUGCAUGAAGCUGCCUCAGGUCUAUGCCCACGGCCUGUGUUGGUCCAGGUGUACACAGCGUUGGGGACCUGUCUCCGAAAGAUGGGCAAUCCACAGAGAGCUCUGCUCUACUUGAUUGCAGCCCUGAAGGGGGGAUUAAUCUGUGGGCCCCCGCUUCUGGAGGCCUCUAGGCUGUAUCAGCAACUGGGGAACACAGCAGCAGAGCUGGAGAGUCUGGAGCUUCUGGUUGAGGCCUUGAGUGUCACUCCUAGCUCUGAAGUCCCCCAUUUUCUUAUUGAGGUAGAGCUGCUACUCCCACAACCUGACCCAGCCUCACCCCUUCACUGUGGCACACUGAGCCAGGUCAAACACCUGCUAGCAAGCCGAUGUCUACAGACGGGAAGGACAGAGGAUGCAGUAGAGCAUUAUUUGGACCUACUGGCCCUGUUGUUGGAUGGCUGGGAGCCAAAGUUUUCUCCACCCCCCAGCCCCCGAGGGCCGUGUAUGCCUGAGAUAUUCUUGGAGGCAGCAGCAGCACUGAUCCAGGCAGGCCAAGCUCAGGAUGCUUUAACCAUAUGUGAGGAGCUGCUGAGCCGUACAUCAUCUCUGCUUCCAAAAAUGCCCUGGCUGUGGAAAGAUGCCAGAAAAGGAACCAAGGAGUCACCACACUGCCCACCCUGGGUCUCUGCCACCUACCUGCUUCAGGGACAAGCCUGGGUGCAACUAGGGGACCCAAAACAAGCAAUUAGUGAAUUUAGCCGGUGCCUUGAGCUGCUCUUCCGGUACAUACCUAAGGAUAAAGAACAAGGGCCUGCUUCCAACUGUGAACAGGGGUGUAUGUCAGAUGUGGCACUACAACAGCUUCGGGCAGCUGCCCUGAUUAGUCGUGGACUAGAAUGGGUGGCCAGUGGCCAGGAUACCAAAGCACUACAGGACUUCCUCCUCAGUGUGCAGGUGUGCCCAGGUAAUGGAGACGCUUCAUUUCACCUGCUUCAGACUCUAAGGAGGCUGGAUCGGAGGGAUGAGGCCACUGCUCUUUGGCGGAGGCUGGAGGCCCAAACUAAGUUGCCACAGGAGAAUGCUACAUGGUCUCUCCCCCUGUACCUUGAAACCUGUUUGAGCUGGAUUCGUCCUCCUGACCGUGAAACCCUUCUUGAAGAUUUUCGGACAUCUCUGCUGGAGCCUUGUGACUAGUAGCUGCCAAGAUUAAAAGAAUCUGAGCUGGGGCCCC
This is a messenger RNA of Myotis myotis, 3414 nucleotides long. RefSeq names its product FA complementation group G (gene FANCG). The record is from RefSeq and is a predicted model, not a curated record. NCBI's taxonomy places the organism in Eukaryota, Metazoa, Chordata, Mammalia, Chiroptera, Vespertilionidae. Gene Ontology annotation, biological process: interstrand cross-link repair. Gene Ontology annotation, molecular function: protein binding. Gene Ontology annotation, cellular component: Fanconi anaemia nuclear complex. The coding region runs from base 1500 to 3377 and encodes 625 amino acids. The transcript is spliced from 14 exons.